AAGAGUUUCCGGUUCCGGGUUUCUCGGCGGGCGAGAAGGGCCGUUGAGGCCCCAGGAGCAGGGCCAUGGAGAAGCUGCGGCGAGUCCUGAGCGGCCAGGACGACGAGGAGCAGGGCCUGACCACGCAGGUCCUGGACGCCUCGUCCCUCAGUUUCAACACCAGGCUGAAGUGGUUUGCCAUAUGCUUCGCCAGUGGCGUCUUCUUCUCUAUUCUUGGAACAGGAUUGCUGUGGCUUCCUGGUGGCAUAAAGCUUUUUGCAGUGUUUUAUACCCUUGGAAAUAUUGCUGCUUUAGCCAGUACAUGCUUUUUAAUGGGACCCGUGAAACAACUGAAGAAAAUGUUUGAAACGACGAGAUUGCUUGCGACGAUUGUUAUGCUUUUGUGUUUCAUACUUACCCUGUGCGCUGCUCUUUGGUGGCAUAAGAAGGGGCUGGCCUUGUUAUUCUGCAUAUUGCAGUUCUUGUCAAUGACCUGGUAUAGUCUGUCAUACAUCCCGUAUGCAAGGGAUGCGGUAAUUAAAUGCUGUUCUUCUUUGCUGAGUUAAAAAUCAGAAACUCUUUGAAAAAAGCGUUUGAAAGCCGAUGUUCUGUUUUUGGUGAAGUAUACUUUUCCUGAUACAUUAAUCACUCCAAAAAAAACAGCCGCACUGACCAUUUAAGACCAUUGUGUAUACUGAUAAAAACUACAUGCUAAUUAAACUGUUAAAUGCUUGUGACGUUAAAUUCAUUUUGUGUCAUUAAGAUGCUCUUCCAGAGAUAAGGAGAUUUUAAUCAUUGCCAACUGUAAAUGAUUUUUAGCCAGUUUUUUAAUCUUUUCUAAACAGCAUCUGAGAUGUGUAUAUUUAAGGGUAAACCUAUGCUGCAAGAUAUAGUCAGCUUUUUUGGUGGUUUUAAAAUGUCAACAUUUUAAAAAUAUCUUUUUAAAAUAAAAACUUUAAAUGUGAAAUUUUUAUAAGCUAAAAAUUGCUAAUUAUAUGUAAUAAAAAUAAUAUAUAAAUCUUUAUAAUUUUGAAAUAAACCCACACUUGGGAAAAACA
This is a messenger RNA of Physeter macrocephalus (sperm whale), 1037 nucleotides long. It is a transcript of the gene SFT2D1, whose product is annotated as SFT2 domain containing 1. Gene Ontology annotation, cellular component: membrane. The transcript is spliced from 8 exons. Lineage: Eukaryota; Metazoa; Chordata; Mammalia; Artiodactyla; Physeteridae. Gene Ontology annotation, biological process: vesicle-mediated transport. Bases 66 to 545 code for a protein of 159 amino acids. The record is from RefSeq and is a predicted model, not a curated record.